AUGCGACUUGGGGCUUCUCCGGGGCCCACCACAUACCCUGCUGCAGCAGCAGCAGCAGCAGCAGCUGCUGCUGCUGCUACUCGCCCUUUUGCACCAGGGCCGCUGUAUGCAGCAGCAGCAGCAGCAGCACCCCCACCUGCUCCGCUCCUCAUGAGCCCAGCGGGGACGCCGCUGCUGCCAGCUCUGCCGCAGCAGCCUAUAGCAGCAGCAGCAGCAGCAGGUCCUCCUGCAGUCUCUGCAAUGCCUACAGGUGCAGCAGGAGCAGCAACAGGAACGCCAGCAGCAGCAGGAGCAGCAGCAGCAGCAGCAGCAGAAGGUAGUAGUGUUGGGGGAGGCGGCGGCUCCACGAGGGGGCUGAGGGCCCGGGGCCGCAGCGCAGCAGGAGCAGCAACGCCGCAGCAGCGAGGCAGCAAAUCCUCGUUUCACUCUUCUGAAGCAGCAGCAGCAGCAGGAGAGACGCCUGGUGCAGCAGCAGCAGCUGCUGCUCCUCCUGCAGCAGACGGUGUUGCUGCUGCUUCUGCUGCAGCAACCCCAGCAGCAGGAGUGAGCGGGCGCGACACGGCGAAGGGCCCGUGUGGCGGCAGCACGUCGAAGAAGUCUCCUAGCAGCAGCAGCAGCAGCAGCAGCAGCAGCAACAGCAGCAGCAGCAGCAGCAGCAGCAGCAGCAGCAGCAGCAGCAGCAGCAGCAGCAGCAGCAACAGCAGCAGCAGCAGCAGCAGCAGCAGCAGCAGCAGCAGCAGAGGGAGCCGUGUACAGUGGAGCCGCUUCGAUGGGCUCUUUCGUCGCGUCCCCUUGGGGCCGUUUGCUGCUGAGGUUUCUCGCACGUUCAGGGAGGGGGCGGAGAGGCAGCAGGCGCUGCAGGAAGCAAAAGCAAUAGAAGCAACGCUGCUGCAGCCGGCUUGCUGCCCUGCUGCUGCUGAUCUGCUGCUGCCAGCAGAAGAAGACCUCAACGCGCUGCAGCAGCUGCUAGACCUUCACGCCCAGCUGCUGAAGGAGGCGCGUGAGAGAGCCGCAGCAAGAAAACAAACCAACUGCAGCAGCAGCAGCAGCAACAGCAGCAGCAACAGCAGCAGCAGCAGCAGCAGCAAGGAAGCAGCAGACUAUGAUAUGCCGAUCACUGCACUCAUUGACUUUGGCUCUGUUGCUGCCUGGUGCUGCUUCGAGUUCAAAGGAGACAAAAAAGGAGACAGAAGGGGGGGGGGAGACAGAACAGCUCAGCUGCUAGACAGCCUCUGCAGCAGCGGCAGGACCGCCCCACACAGCAGCAGCAGCAGCAGCAGCAGCAGCAGCAGCAGCAGCGGGGACUGCAGCAACGGGAACUUCGUGCUGGAUGAUGCAGCGAUAAGAGAAUAUCUCCGCAAGGUGGUGGCGCCAGCAUUGGCGCAGCAGAAGGGUGAGGGUGCAGCAGGUGCUGCUGCAGCUGCUGCAGCAGCAGCAGCAGCAGCAGCAGCAGCAGCAGAAGCAGAAGAAGACAGCCCGAGAAGCAACAAAUACGAAGCACUCGCGUCUCAGCUGUCUGUGAGAGCCUUCAGAACCCUCACCAGCUACCAGCUGGCCUUCUGCCGCCGCCACCUGCAGCGGGUGCAGCUAACAGCAGACGGAAAGGCCCCCAACCUCAAGGCGCUGCUGGAGCAGCAGCUGCAGCAGCAGCAGCAACAGCAGCAGCAGCAGCAGCAGCAGCAGCAGCAGCAAAAGCAGCAAGAAGCAGCAACGAAAACCGGUGAACUCACAGCAGCAGCAGCAGAAACAGAAACCACGCAGAAGAAGCUCGGCUCACUCCACGGUGCACCAACAGCAGCAGCAGCAGCAGAUAACGCAGCAGCAGCAGCAACUGCAGCAACAGCAGCAGCAGCAAAAGGAUCUGCUGAGAGGAACGGGGACUCAGGGCCCCCUUCAAAAGCCGAGGGAAACGACAUGCAAGUAGACACAGACGCACCAAAGACAGAGCUGCAGCAGCAGCAGCAGCAGCAGCAGCAGAAGCAGCAGCAGCAAAAGCAGCAGCAAAAGCAGCAACAAAAGCAACAGCAGCGUGCAUCUCAAGAAUCUAUGAGCAGCAGCUGCAGCAACAACGGAGCAGCAGCAACAGCAGCAGCAGGAGCAGCAACAGGAGGGUCUAUCUGUCCUUCUUCCCCUUCUCCUGCUGCAACCGAAGCGCCUGCAGCUACGCCAGCUGCACACCCCAGCACCAGCAGCAGCAGCAGCAGCAGCAGCAGCAGCAGUGGGGGUGCGGCGUCGCUGGUAGAGGUUGCGGGCCAUCGAUGGUAUUGGGGCUCCGCGGGAGACAGCAAGGAGACGGGGGACUUCGUUGGCGCGCAAUGCAUGCAGUUCAUACAGGUUCGUCUCGGGUGUACGUACACCUGA
Eimeria mitis is the source of this 2361-nucleotide messenger RNA. Its product is annotated as PHD-finger domain-containing protein, putative. Lineage: Eukaryota; Apicomplexa; Conoidasida; Eucoccidiorida; Eimeriidae. The record is from RefSeq and is a predicted model, not a curated record.